Messenger RNA from Diversispora eburnea, 579 nucleotides. The record is from the annotation of a GenBank genome assembly. Lineage: Eukaryota; Fungi; Glomeromycota; Glomeromycetes; Diversisporales; Diversisporaceae.
AUGUACACCAAUAAUCUAUCUCUAAAUCACCACGAUGGCUCAAUAAUUUUGGACUUAUUAAUUGCAAUUGACGAAUUAUUGAUUGUCGAUGAAAUGUUUGAAAAUAUUCAAGAUCAUCUUAUCAAUGUUAAAUCGGAGUGGUUGGAAAAUAAUUUUUCCCUCAUCUUACAUACAGUUUUUAAUCAAAAUAUUUCAAGAUUACGCGAUAUUUUAAAGGACCUUAUACCUCUUAUUAGAUUUUCCGAAUUUUCUAUUGGAGAAUUUUAUGAUAAAGUUUGGCCCUAUAAAGAUAUUCUUCCUUCAUAUUUGAGAUUAGAAAUUUCUAAAUUUCAAAAUAAUCUGGAAUAUCUUCCUAAAUCAAUUUUACCCCCUAGAAAUUCAAUUAUAACGAUUGAUACAAUAUACGAUGAUCCAUCGUUUGGUCCAUGUUUUGGUAAAACUGAUCUAGAUAUGAGAAAACAAUUUAAUGAAGAUUUAAAUUGUUCAGCUAAAAAACGUUGUUAUAAACAUACCAUUACAACUACUACCCAAUUUGCUGUGGAGGAUUAUGAAGUUUUUCAAGUUAAAUCUCACGCGUAA